Andrographis paniculata is the source of this 1701-nucleotide messenger RNA. RefSeq lists its product as uncharacterized. The transcript is spliced from 9 exons. Lineage: Eukaryota; Viridiplantae; Streptophyta; Magnoliopsida; Lamiales; Acanthaceae. Bases 624 to 1562 code for a protein of 312 amino acids. The record is from RefSeq and is a predicted model, not a curated record.
GAAGAGUAUUUCGUGUUUUCUUUUCUUUCUCCGCACGAACAAGGCGACUGGAAUUUCUCUCACAAGAGGUUAGGAAAUUGAGGGAAACUGUGGGAAAGAGUGUUGUCUGGUGAGUUCAAAUGCAGGGGAGUCAUUGUAAUUCGAGUAUACGAGUUACUCUUUUAUGCAUUUUGGAGGUGGUGUUCUGAGGAUAUUGAAGGAGAUUUUCACGCCAGGAUUCCGAACGGGUCGUUGGAGUUAGAUAGGAGUUUGGGGACGAUACUUCGGUUCGUACAUUUUUGGGAGAUUCCAUAUCAGUUUCCUGAUAUAAAGAUCGAAAUCCUGACAAACCUCAAUUCCGACCUCUGAUUUGUCCUUAUAUUUUCGUUGAAAUACAUACCGCACUGGGUUGAAAAGUAAAUCGGGUGAAGUUGCUGUGAAUUUGGAGGUAUUUCGGCGUAUUCGACAUCAAUUCUUCUCUUGAUGUUUUUCCUGAUUGGAUAAUUCGUUUUGCGUCUUCAACAUCAUAAUCUGUUUGUCUUGGAUUCGGAUAACCUUUUUUUUUUCCGGUGUGAUUAUAAGAGACUAAGAGAAGAUUGCUACGGAAGAGAGUUGAGGUUUCCAGGUUUACUUAGGGGGAGGAGAUGGAGAGGAACAACACCAACUCUACCAGUCGCGAUGGUCUGCUGUUGAGAUUCGAGUCCAGGUCAACCGCUACGGCGUCGCCUGACUUUGUGUUACAGUGGGGAAACAAAAAACGGCUUCGGUGCAUGAAGGUCCAGGCUAAGGACCAUAGCAACACCCCGUCCGGUACUGGUCCUGUUCAGCGGACAACGGCCCGUGUCGAUAGGCGGGUUGUUAGGUCGGAUCUGAAUGGCACUAUUAGCAGUAGUAGAGAGGCGAAUUCGAAUCAGCUGAACAACAUUAAUGCCGGUAAGAGUAACGGCGAUAACGGGUAUAUAAACCUCCGUCAGCGUCCGGCUUCUCCGUCUCAUCGACUUCUGAGUCCUCCACGUUUAAGAAGGGGGCUUUCUAAUAUAGAACCCUUAUAUUACUCUCCUUGUCUGCGUGGUAACAGGAAUUCGGAGAAUACGCUUGGGAUGAGGGGUCACAGCAACGGGCUAAAGGGAUUGGCAUCCCCUGACAGAGACUGCAAGAAAAGUAGCGCCGCCGCUGGUAAUAACAUCUACCAUCACCACCAUAACAAGAAUAGUUACCAUAAUGACCCCCACGGCGGUGGAGGUGGUGGUUCUGGCUCAUCAGAGGCAACCCAUGAUGGAAAGAAAAGUGGGUUGUCUGGCAGUGGUGAUGCAAUCGCCGCCGUAUGGCUCCCAAAGUUUGUUAUUGCCUUGACAAAUAAGGAAAAGGAAGAGGAUUUCUUGGCAAUUAAAGGAUCCAAACUACCUCAGAGACCCAAGAAGAGAGCCAAGUUUAUUCAACGCACACUCAAUCUGGUGUGUCCGGGGGCGUGGUUAAGCGAUUUGACAAUGGAACGAUACGAGGUCAGAGAGAAGAAGGUUUCAAAGAAGAGACCGAGGGGAUUAAAGGCGAUGGGAAAUAUGGACUCGGAUUCGGAUUCAUGAAAGGCAUGGACCUUCCGUGGACUGUAAAAUUUGACUGACUUCUAUUUGUCCUCCUCUCCUCUGUAACUCUCCAGACUUGUUUGUUCAUUCAUGUUCACAUGGCUGGUUUUCAAUUUAAUUAUCAUGUCGUAUUCUUUUC